This is a messenger RNA of Mizuhopecten yessoensis (Yesso scallop), 2851 nucleotides long. RefSeq names its product nitric oxide-associated protein 1-like. The transcript is spliced from 8 exons. Gene Ontology annotation, molecular function: GTP binding. Bases 141 to 2267 code for a protein of 708 amino acids. NCBI's taxonomy places the organism in Eukaryota, Metazoa, Mollusca, Bivalvia, Pectinida, Pectinidae. The record is from RefSeq and is a predicted model, not a curated record.
CAUCUUCGUCUGCUGAAUGUUUGAUAAUAGUAAAAAAAAAAAAGGAAAAACGUGUGUUGUGUUCCAGAAUGAAAUAGGCGAAGAACAUGGUGCUAAAACUUGAAACUGUACUAAUUGUAUUGUUAUAAAUUUAACUCAAAAUGAAUUUGUUACGGACAACUCGUUUCAACCAUUUUGAUAUUAAAAAUAUCCGUCUCGGAUGCUUGACCACACACCUUCAGUCAAGUGAGAUUUUUCUCGGUGGUCAAAAGUCAUAUGUUCAUAUCUCGGCAAAGAGAUCUAAAACAAUAAAAGAGAUGAGAGAGCUCAAACUUAAUAAGGGCGUUGUAAAGCCUGUUGUUGAAAUAGACAAUGUUCCGUCCUCUGUUAGAGCUGCAAUAGGAAAGAGGAAGAUAGAACUUUCUGAAGUGAAAACGGAUGUUGGAAAAAGAGAGGAACUGACAUUGGAUAAACUAGAAGACAAACUUCGGUCUAUUCAAUGGGAUAUGAAUGCCAUUUUGAAAAAGGCUGAUGAAUCGCAAAGUCCAGAUGAUCACCAGAUAAUAGAGAAAGACGAAGAGAGUCUUGAUGGAUUCACAGAAAUCGUUAACAUUGAUCCAGAAAAAUAUUCAAAAAGACGUAAAAGGAAAAGCAGACUUACUGAAUCAACGUCGCUACCAGAUCCUAGCAUGCCAAUAUCAGAUAUUCCCUGUAGAGGGUGUGGUGCCAAGUUGCAUUGUCAGAAUGCUUCAUUAGUUGGCUAUAUUUGUAGCUCAAAGCUGAAAUCAUCUACCAUUGAAGAGCUCCAAGACACCAUGUGUGAAAGAUGCCACUUGUUGAGGACACGUAAAGUUACUCUACCAGUUGAAGUUGAUGAGGAUCAAAUUCCAAAGUUGUUUGAAAGUAUAAGAUCUGAAAGGUGUUUGGUUCUGUUAAUACUUGAUUUACUUGACAUCCGUAAUAGUAUUCCAAAAAAUAUUGUAGACCUGAUCGGUCCAACAAAGGAUUUAUACAUUGUAGGAAGUAAGGUUGAUAUGAUUCCAAAAGAUGGAGAUGGCUUCCUUGAGAGGGUGGAGUCAGGACUUGUUAGUGCCUGUAUGGAUGCAGGCAUUGAUGUGCAUGCUAGUCAUGUCCGUCAUAUCGGACUAAUCAGCAGUCUUACUGGUUAUGGCAUUGAAAAUCUUGUUACAAAACUUCUGAGUGAUUGGGAAUUAAAAGGAAAUGUUUAUUUCGUUGGGAACAUGAAUGCUGGAAAGUCAACGUUGUUUAACGCUCUGCUGCGGUCAGAUUACUGUAAAUUUUCUGCUCGAAGUGGACUACCAAGGGCGACUGUGGCUGACUGGCCAGGAACAACUGUGAGUGUUCUCAAAUUCCCCAUUACCACUCCCAUGGGGUGGAAGUUAGCAAAGCGUGCUGCACGAUUUGGUAAGCACAGAAAUAGUUACCAGAAGGAACUAGAGCUAAGACGCUCCAAGGCAAAGGAAGGCAACUGGAAAUACGCCUCAGUGGCAGGCAUUGUGGCCGCCACAGAUUUCCGGGAUGAAGCCGAUAUAAUAAAGUCUUACCACGAAAAGGACAGGUACAAAGGCUACGACUCCCCUAUGUAUGAGUACUCGGCUGAUAAGGUGAUCGUCAAGAGGGAUACUAAACCUCCCGAGCCAAAGACAAAGUUUGACCCAAAGAAGUAUGAAAGAGCAAAAUGGCUGUGUGAUACCCCAGGUAUCAGAAACACAGAAUCAAUGAUGACCUAUCUACAUCCAGAUGAACUGUGUGCCAUCCUCCCCCAAAAUGUAAUGAUGCCACGCCCCUUCCUCCUCCAACCAGGAGAUGUUAUCUUUGUUACAGGGCUGGGGAGACUCGACUACCUCGAGGGAAAUUCUAAAGUAUUGAUCACAACGUUUGUGAACUCCCGGCUUCCCGUGAUCAACUCUACACUGGCUGAGGCAGACGAAUUAUACAAGGAAAAUAUUGGCAAAGACCUAUUCCGGGUGCCGAUAGGUGACCAGGAUAGGCUCGACAAAAUACCAGCUCUGGUUGGCAAAGAGUUUGUGAUCGAGAGGACUGAUUACCAGACAGCGGCUGCUGACAUACAGAUGUCCUCUCUUGGUUGGGUGUCUGUGACCGUACUCUUCGGUGAGAUGGGUGACCCAGUCAAAGUGAAGGUGUACACUCCAGGAGGAAAAGGACUCUACAUGCGCUGCCCAGCCCUUCUUCCCUACACCCAUACAUUCAAGGGUAAACGAAUCAAACACACACAGAGAUACAGGAUACGUAAACCAUUGGUGUGAUGUUGUGUUACAGUAUAGCCAACCAGAUAUAACAUUUAGCACACAGAGAUACAUGAGACGUAGACCAUUGGUGUGAUGUUGUGUUACAGUAUAGCCAACCGGUUAUAACAUUUAGCACACAGAGAUACAUGAGACGUAGACCAUUGGUGUGAUGUUGUGUUACAGUAUAGCCAACUGGUUAUAACAUGUAGCACACAGAGAUCCAUGAGAUGUAAACCAUUGGUGUGAUGUUGUGUUACAGUUUAGCCAACUGGUUAUAACAUGUAGCACACAGAGAUCCAUGAGAUGUAAACCAUUGGUGUGAUGUUGUGUUACAGUUUAGCCAACCGGUUAUAACGUGUAGCACACAGAGAUACAUGAGACGUAAACCACUGGUGUGAUGUUGUGUUACAGUAUAGCCAACCGGAUAUAGCAUGUAGCACACAGAGAUCCAUGAGACGUAAACCAUUGGUGUGAUGUUGUGUUACAGGAUAGCCAACCAGAUAUAACAUUUAGCACACAGAGGUACAUGAGACGUAGACCAUUGGUGUGAUGUUGUGUUACAGUAUAGCCAACCGGUUAUAACAUUUAGCACACAGAGAUAC